Molecule: messenger RNA, 2963 nt
Organism: Xenia sp. Carnegie-2017
Lineage: Eukaryota; Metazoa; Cnidaria; Anthozoa; Malacalcyonacea; Xeniidae
Product: LARGE xylosyl- and glucuronyltransferase 2-like
Exons: 20
Coding region: 396-2540 (714 amino acids)
Biological process (GO): protein O-linked glycosylation via mannose
Molecular function (GO): xylosyltransferase activity; glucuronosyltransferase activity
Source: RefSeq, a predicted model, not a curated record
AUCUCAUAAUCACUGUCGUCAUGUUAAGUACGGGAAACGGAAGUAGGGCAGUUCUAUUACAGGAAGUUCGGAAAACUAUUCAAAUAGUGGCAGUGGUAGAAGAGUAGAAGUAGAGAUUUUAUCGUAAAAGACUGUCUGUGAGCCGGUCUCAUGUUUUUAUAAGCUAUCCUUUUGCCGGAGGAUGAUAGCUCUUAAAGUUGGCUAUGUGCCGCUUGAGCAUAAAGAAUUCUCGAUUGAAUUAGAGCUUACUUCGUGGCGAUCAAGACAUUGAAUGUAAUCAACAUACUUUUUCAUACGAACUUUGGUGUCAAAUUUUAUUGUAUUUAUAUAUUUGACACUACUUCUGUGACAAUAUCAUCGUCAUUAACCAAAGCAGCUGUGCUCUUCUUUUGACGAUGAGAAAGCAUUUAAGGUAUCGAUUGCUCAUGGUUGCAGUUAUCUUAUUUUCAUGGUGUAUAUUCUUCUAUCAAUGGAUAAACAACACAAAUUGCCCUUUAGAUCAAGAAGGGCCAAGAGCCGCAGAGAAAAGAUACGAGGAAAAAAUCCCUGAACUUGAAUCGAGAUUGCUAUCUGCACAACAAGGGAUGGAAAACUUGGAGAAAGAAGUCCACAAAUUACAGAAAACAUUAAGACAACGCGAGCUGAUGUCAUCUGAAAUCAAUCUUAACAUGACAGAAUUGACUGGGGAUUGUGAGACUCUCCAUGUUGCCGUCGUUUGUUCUGGCUUCUCCACAAGUCGUCAAGUUGUUAUCCUCAUAAAAUCUAUUUUGUUCUACCGCCGAAAUCCUCUUCACUUCCAUUUUAUUUCUGACGCGACGGCGAUAACUAUUCUUACUACGCUUUUCGAAUCCUGGAAUAUACCACUCGUCAACAUUUCAUUUUACUCAGCUGAAGCUAUGAUGAAAGAAGUUUCUUGGAUUCCAAACCGACAUUAUUCCGGUGUCUACGGUCUUCUGAAAUUGACUUUGCCACAUCUUUUGUCUGAGGCGAUAGAAAAGGUUAUCGUUUUGGACACAGACAUUAUCUUUGCCAGCAACAUAGCCGAGCUCUGGGAACUGUUUUCAAGACAAACUGGCGAACAGUGCGUUGGUCUUGUCGAAAAUCAGAGCGAUUGGUAUCUGGGAAAGCUUUGGAAAAACCAUAAGCCAUGGCCAGCUUUGGGCCGUGGCUUUAACACGGGUGUUAUGUUGUUGGAUCUUUUCAAGUUACGAAAAUUGAACUGGAAGUCGAUUUGGAGAUUGACUGCCGAACGAGAGCUGACCACAUUUUUAGCAACGUCACUUGCAGAUCAGGACAUUUUCAAUGCUGUGAUAAAGCGCCAUCCUCAUCUCGUUCAAAAGCUUCCUUGUGCUUGGAAUAUCCAACUUAGUGAUAAUAUGAGACGUACGUUGAUCGACAAUUGCUACGCCGAAGUAUCAAAUCUGAAGGUGAUUCAUUGGAAUUCACCAAAGAAACUCAAAGUAAACAAUUCUCAUGCAGAAUUUUUAAGAAAUCAUUAUUUGACGUUUCUUGAAUACGACGGAGAUUUAUUAAGAGGAAGAUUGUUCAGCUGUUUAAAAGCCGACAAAGCGAGAUCAUCUAUUCUUAAAACUCUAGAUGAAGACGACCCAUGCUACAUUGUGCGUCGUGAGAGACUGCUGACCCGUAGGACUCACUUGUACUAUCUUGAUUACGAGUUCACUAAACAUGAUGAAUAUGACGUCACGUUAGUUGCUCAGUUGUCGAUGGAUCGACUUCAAAUGAUCGAAGCAAUAUUCAAGCAAUGGUCAGGUCCUAUAAGUUUCGCUUUGUAUCUCUCUGAUGCGGAAGCAAGACAGUUCCUGGACUACGCUCAGUUUUCAUAUGUUUUGAACUCUAGAAAGAAUGUUGCUUACCACUUAGUUUUCAAAGAAGGGACGUUUUAUCCCGUAAAUGCUUUACGCAACGUGGCACUAUCUCAAGUAAAAACGCCAUACGUGUUCCUCUGUGAUAUUGAUUUUCUUCCUGUCACAAGUCUCUACGAUUAUCUCAGAAAAAUGAUCCGACAAACUGACAUGAAUAAAAAGGCAUUGGUUGUCCCAGCGUUCGAGACCCUUCGUUACAAAAUGUCUGUGCCAAAGACAAAGGCAGAACUCCUCUCGAAGAUGGACGAGGGUUUGUUGUAUACAUUCAGAUACCAUGUGUGGCCUAAAGGGCAUGCGCCCACGAAUUACGGGAAAUGGCGGACAGCGAUCAAACCAUACAAGGCUCUUUGGGAAGAAGAUUUCGAACCGUACAUUGUUGUGAAGAAAGAUGUUGAGAAAUAUGAUUCACGAUUUAUUGGUUUCGGUUGGAACAAAGUCUCGCAUAUCAUGGAGUUAGCUGUUCAAGGCUAUGAGUUUUUUGUUCUUCCUAAUGCCUUCAUUGUUCAUCUUCCUCAUGGUCCGUCGUUUGACAUUGCGAGACAUCGCAACAUUAAACAAUACCGAAGUUGUAUGAACGUUUUAAAACAAGAGUUUUUAAAAGAUUUGAAAGGAAAAUAUGGCGAGAAGAAGGUUGAUGAAGUUGUCAACAUGUAUUAAAGCAAAGCAUGUCUUAUAAGAUCUUUUAUAUGGAUCCCGUGGCAUUCCUGUCGUAUCAUGUGAGAGACAUGUGAUCGAGGAGGUUUAACGUUUGGUUUAUCCGUAUUCUUCGCCAUUAUACAUGACUGGGCGUGUUCGCUUUUUGGAGAAAAAUAAUUUUGCUGCUGUUAUCAUCGUUCGAUAUAUUUAACGAAAGUUAUAGUUGCGGUGACAUCUCAACGAUGUCACUUCAACUGUCGACGUGAUAAAAGCAAAAUCCUGAAAAAUAGGAAGGUUUAAAAUAUUUAACAUCCAACGAACAUCCACCAAAUGGCUUCUCUUGGUCUUAAUAUCACCGGGCCGGCCCUAGAAGAGUGAUUGUUGGGAUAAUUUUUGGGAUUCAUGGAUUGUAGUUUGACUUCGACUUCACCCGCUCCAUUUUCC